Messenger RNA from Lodderomyces oxycetoniae, 1434 nucleotides. RefSeq names its product glycerophosphocholine acyltransferase. Gene Ontology annotation, biological process: phosphatidylcholine biosynthetic process. The record is from RefSeq and is a predicted model, not a curated record. The coding region runs from base 1 to 1434 and encodes 477 amino acids. The transcript has a single exon. Lineage: Eukaryota; Fungi; Ascomycota; Pichiomycetes; Serinales; Debaryomycetaceae.
AUGGCAAAGAAAGGACUGGACGGGCUACUUUUGCUGCAGAAGUUUGCGGGUGCUAAUAAAGAAAAUGAGUCGGCUGUUAUAGAUGAUGACGAUGAUGAGCAAGGGUUUUAUGCUUCUUCCAAUGCUAGUCAGUCGCUGCUUACUGGUUCACCUACACUAGUGAGGAAUGAUUCAACCGUCUCUGUUCCAUAUUUAGACCUUUCCAAGCUCAUGUUUGCCAAUGAUUUCGACUUUGGAUUCGACUUGAAUGGAGUCAGCCAGAAGACAAAACGGCGAGUCAAGAGCAUUAAGAAUAAAACAAAGGAGAAAUUUAAUAUAUACAACAAGAAGGGAAACAUUGAAUUGGACAAAUUACAAGAUAUCUUGAAUCAAAGGUUGGUCAAAUUCGACGAAAGAAUACACAAGAACUUAACCAGUUCGUCAACUGAGAAAUUGUUCUACGCUGUAAGUGUUUUUAUUAUUGCAUGUGGAGGAUUCGUUAUUGGCAAGUACCCCAAAUAUUUCCCCCAUUUCCAUACAGGGUUAUUUAUAGUCUUGAUGCCUAUUCGAUUUUAUACUUAUUUCAAGCAAUCCUUUCAGUAUUACUUGGCUGAUUUGUGUUAUUACGUGAACUUGUUGUUGAUGUUGUUCAUUUGGGCUUUCCCGCAGUCUCCUACAUUGUUUGUUUCCGUGUUCUCGUUGUCAUUGGGCACAUUAUCUUGGGCAGUUGUCACAUGGAGAAAUUCUUUGGUAUUGCACUCAGUUGAGAAAACCACAUCCUCGUUUAUUCACAUUAUGCCUCCUAUCACGAUGUUUGUCAUGGUUCAUGAAUUGAACCCUGAAUAUAUUCAAGAAAGAUACCCUGGCAUUGCUGCAAUUGACAAUUGGAAUUUCGCGAAAAGCUUAAUCAUCACAUCGGUAUACUAUACCAUAUGGCAAGUGAGCUAUCACUACUUCAUCACAAUAAAGCGCAAAGAGCAAAUAGAAAAGGGUAAAGUUACUUCUUUCUCCUAUUUGAAAAACAAGAAUAAGUCAACACUAUUGGGUAGAUUUGUUAAUGGCUUGCCUUAUCUAUGGAUGCAAACAUUGGCAUUCACAUUGAUUCAAUUUGGGUACCAGUUGUUGACAAUGUUGCCUUGUCCCAUAUGGUAUAAAUACAAACAUGCAUGUGGCGGUUUUGUAUGUUCAAUAUUCAUAUGGGCCAGUUAUAAUGGUGCUACUUGGUAUAUCGAUGUAUUUGGCAAAAGGUUGGAAAAAGAAGUUGACAAACUUAAGCUAGAAGUAGGCAAGUUACAACAAGAGAAUGAAAAGUUACAGUAUUCCCCAGUUUACCGGCCUCAAGCCGUAAACGAUGAUGUCAAAUUCGUGGAUUUGAAUAACGAACAGGGUAAAGAAAAUGUACCUAUUCAAGAGAUUAAAGAUUCAAAACCUGGCGCAGUAUCCUCUGCUAUUUGA